AGCAGGAGGAGGAGGAGGUGCCGCCGCGGAGGCUGCCGGGAGAAUCCGUCUGCGCGCGACUCUUCAUCCGGUGCUGGGGCGAUCCCUGGUUGGAGGCAUCAUGAAGUGUGUCAUCAAUGGGGGCAACGUCAAAGUGCUGGGAAAAGCCGUCCACUCCCUUUCCCGCGUCGGAGACGAGCUCUACUUGGAGCCCCUGGAGGAUGGGCUCUCCCUGCGGACGGUCAACUCCUCCCGCUCGGCCUACGCCUGCGUCCUCUUCGCCCCCCUCUUCUUCCAGCACUACGAGGCGGGGGCUCCCCGGGCCCUGCCGCGCCGCUGCAAAGUCCUCAUGAAGUCCCUGCUGUCGGUUUUCCGCUCGCUGCCCGCGCUGGAGAAGACGGUGGAUCGGUGCUGUGUGUCGCUGAGGCCCCAACGCAGCUGUCUGGUCAUCCAACUACACUGCAAAUACGGCAUGACCCGAACCCACAACCUGUCCCUCCAGGAGUGUGAGUCUCUACAGGCGGUGUUCGACCCAGCCCGCUGCCCGCACCUGCUGCGGGCCCCCGCCCGGGUCCUGGUCGAUGCCAUCCUGCCUUUCCCCCUGACCCUGGCGGAGGUGACGCUGGGCGUGAGCCGCGGCCGCAGGGUGGUUUUCCGGAGUUUCGUGGAGGAGGCCGACCCCGCCAAGGCGAUGGUGACGGAGAUGAGCCUCGGGCCGGACGAUUUCCAGCAGCUGCGGGUCCAGGAAGACAGCACCGCCAUCACCUUCUGCCUCAAGGAAUUCAGGGGGCUCCUGAGCUUCGUGGAGUCGUCGAAUCUGCCCCUCAACAUCCACUUCGACGCGCCCGGCAGGCCGGCCAUUUUCACCUUUGAGGACUCGCUGCUGGAAGGACACUUCGUCCUGGCCACGCUGUCCAAUUCCCAACUCUGCUCCCAGGAGCCCCUCCCGCCCGCGGGCCGGGACGCCCUUCCCAGGUGGGUGGCUCAUUCGGACGGCCUCCCUGACGACUUUGCCAGCGAUGACAUCGACUCCUUCAUGGUCACCAUGGAAACCGGCGGGUGCCAGGGGCUGGGCACCCCCCUGCCUCGCCCCCCAGUCAGCCCGCUCCCCCUCGACGAGGACGAUGAGGACGACGAGGACAAGGAGCCUGUGCCUGGGACCCCUCCCCUGAAAAAGUUCCGCUCCCUCUUCUUCGGCUCGGUGCUGACCGGCCCCCAGCCCCACGGCUCCCCGAGCCGGGUUCUGGCCGAAGACAGCGACGGCGAUGGCUGAAGGGGCCGCCAGCCCCCGAAGACCCCCUCUUCCCCCUCCUCAAGACCCCCGACCCUGUAAAUAAAAUGCAUGGAGAGACCCAGCCGUCCCUGCCCUGGGGCGGGCGGGCACCGGGGCGGGGGGCGAGGGGGUGGCCCCAGUUCCUCCUCUCACUCACCUGUGCAGAGAAUCGUAAUACGCAUUUGAAAAAGUACAGCACAACGGGGUUUUGUUAAUAUGUUUUGUCGCCCGUCUCCCCCUUCUAGACUGCGAGCCCGCCGUCGGGUAGGGACCAUCUC
This is a messenger RNA of Tachyglossus aculeatus (Australian echidna), 1530 nucleotides long. It is a transcript of the gene RAD9A, whose product is annotated as RAD9 checkpoint clamp component A. Lineage: Eukaryota; Metazoa; Chordata; Mammalia; Monotremata; Tachyglossidae. Gene Ontology annotation, biological process: cellular response to ionizing radiation; DNA repair; mitotic intra-S DNA damage checkpoint signaling. Bases 101 to 1252 code for a protein of 383 amino acids. Gene Ontology annotation, cellular component: checkpoint clamp complex. The transcript has 13 exons. The record is from RefSeq and is a predicted model, not a curated record.